Rhizoctonia solani is the source of this 510-nucleotide messenger RNA. RefSeq names its product mitochondrial import protein Pam17. Gene Ontology annotation, biological process: protein import into mitochondrial matrix. The record is from RefSeq and is a predicted model, not a curated record. NCBI's taxonomy places the organism in Eukaryota, Fungi, Basidiomycota, Agaricomycetes, Cantharellales, Ceratobasidiaceae. Gene Ontology annotation, cellular component: PAM complex, Tim23 associated import motor. The transcript has 6 exons. The coding region runs from base 1 to 510 and encodes 169 amino acids.
AUGCACCCGGUACUCCGUGUCCGGUCUGGCAACGUCCUAGUUUCGAAUGCGUUCGUUCGACACACGCCAAUAAUUCCUAAAGUCGGCCUCAAGAAUAUCCGAUUAUCCAGUACCACCGCAUCUCCCAAUGAGGCAUCUCUUAGUUGGCCCGAAUAUUUGACUAUUCGAAAGAAGAAGAGGAGAUGGGAAGUUGCAACGACUAUUCCCAGCACAUUUCUAGCGCUCACUCUGGGGUUAUCGUAUUUUGGUUCUAUUGAAAGUGACCCGUCUUCACUGAUCUUCGGAGUCGAACCUAUCUAUAUCUAUGGCGUGGCGACAAUGGGAUGCGGAGGCCUUGGAUACUUACUCGGUCCCGUUGUUGGCAAUUCUCUGUGGAGGAUGACCCACCGCCAAAUCUUACCGCGAAUCGAAGCCCGCGAUGUACAAUUCUACCAACACAUUGUCAAAAACCGGGUUGACCCAUCACGUCAAACUGCUACUAACCCUGUCCCCGAUUUUUAUGGUGGGUAA